Messenger RNA from Oryza brachyantha (malo sina), 1299 nucleotides. Its product is annotated as ervatamin-B-like. Bases 1 to 1086 code for a protein of 361 amino acids. Gene Ontology annotation, molecular function: cysteine-type endopeptidase activity. The transcript is spliced from 2 exons. The record is from RefSeq and is a predicted model, not a curated record. NCBI's taxonomy places the organism in Eukaryota, Viridiplantae, Streptophyta, Magnoliopsida, Poales, Poaceae. Gene Ontology annotation, cellular component: lysosome.
AUGGCUUCUUGCAAGCCGGCUUGCUACCUCGGGCUUCUCUUCUCCAUCACUUGCCUCUUGCAGGUCCUACUGCUACCAGCGGCGGCGCACCCGCCGUCGUGCGAGAAGUCCGACCAUGAGCUGAGGUUCCUGUUCUCGCAGUGGAGGGCCAAGUACGCCAAGCACUACUCGUGCCCGGAGGAGCAGGAGAAGCGGUACCAGGUGUGGAAGGACAACACCAACUUCAUCGGCGCCUUCCGCAGCCAGACCGACAUCAGCUCCGGCGUCGGCGCGUUCGCGCCGCAGACCAUCACCGACUCCUUCGUCGGCAUGAACAGGUUCGGCGACCUCACCUCCGGCGAGUUCGUGCAGCAGUUCACCGGGUUCAACGCCACCGGGUUCCGCCGGCCUACGCCCAGCCACAUCUCGCCGCACUCGUGGCAGCCGGGCUGCGUCGACUGGCGGUCCAGCGGCGCCGUCACCGGCGUCAAGCACCAAGGCAACUGCGCGUCGUGCUGGGCGUUCGCGGCGGCGGCGGCGAUCGAAGGCCUUCACAAGAUCAAGACCGGCGAGCUGGUGUCGCUGUCCGAGCAGGUGAUGCUGGACUGCGACGGCGGGAGCAACGGGUGCAGCGGCGGGCGCUCGGACACGGCCCUCAACCUGGUGGCCUCCCGCGGGGGCAUCGCGUCGGAGGAGAAUUACCCCUACACCAGCGUCAGGGGCGCCUGCGAUGUGGGCAAGCUGCUGUCCGGCCACUCGGCGUCGCUGUCGGGCUUCAGCGCCGUGCCGCCCAACGACGAGCAGCAGCUGGCGCUGGCGGUGGCGCGGCAGCCGGUGACGGCGUACAUCGACGCCAGCGCGCGCGACUUCAUGUUCUACAAGGGCGGCGUCUACAAGGGGCCCUGCUCCGCCGACGCGUCGGCGGUGAACCACGCCGUCACCAUCGUCGGCUACUGCGAGAACAUCGGCGGCGACAAGUACUGGAUCGCCAAGAACUCGUGGAGCAACGACUGGGGCGACCAGGGCUACGUCUACCUCGCCAAGGACGUGUGGUGGCCGCAGGGCACCUGUGGCCUCGCCACCUCGCCAUUCUACCCGACGGUUUGAUGGCCGCCGGCCGCCGCCGGCGUGCGUACGUGAGGCUCUUGUGUGCUAGUGUCCAACGUACACUCUAUCCAUCGAUCGCACCCACGGCUCAGAUUGAUGGUUGGGUGGCUCGUUAAUUUCCAUGUUAAGUUCCACUCGUCGCGACAGUGUAAUAAUGCAAGGGAAUAAUAAUUAAUUGUUUACUCUAUUAUAUGUGAUAUAUAAAUAUACUAA